This is a messenger RNA of Erigeron canadensis, 801 nucleotides long. RefSeq names its product stem-specific protein TSJT1-like. The record is from RefSeq and is a predicted model, not a curated record. The transcript is spliced from 4 exons. Lineage: Eukaryota; Viridiplantae; Streptophyta; Magnoliopsida; Asterales; Asteraceae. The coding region runs from base 1 to 762 and encodes 253 amino acids.
AUGUUGGCUGUUUUUGGGAAGAUGAUUGCUAACCCACCUGUGGAGUUGAGCCUUCCUUUCAAAGGAAGUGGAGACCUGAAAACAAGAGAAGAGAUUGCUUCUAUUUUCGGGUUGGACCAGCCUGACUCGACUUGGUACAAGUUUUGUAAUGGGGAUUUCAUGGCUUUGUCUAAUCAGGAUGAGUAUGCAACAUGUCCAAGGUCAGUUGUUAUAGAUAACAUAUUUUGCAUCUUCAACGGCUAUCUACGCAACACAUGUGACCUACGUCGAAGGUAUGGGCUCUCAAGACAAGCAACAGAAGCCAUGGUUGUUGUCGAAGCUUAUAAAGUCUUAAGGGAUCGAGCACCUUAUCCUGCUGAUCAAGUAAUUAAAGAGCUUGAUGGGAAGUUUUCUUUCGUCCUCUAUGAUGCUAAAGCGGCAAAACUCUUUCUAGCUCGGGACCGUGAUGGAUCUGCACAACUUCACUGGGGAGUGUUGGCUGAUGGGAGUUUAGUAUGUUCUGACGACCCCAAAAUAGUGAGGAAAGGUUGUGGAGAUCGAUAUACACCUUUUCCUCCAGGCUGUUUGUUCAAGAGUGAAGAAGGGUUGAUCAGUUUUGAUCACCCACUUAACAAAGUACGAGGGGUUGUGAGAGAGGAUGAUGAAGGAUUCAGCACCGCUGUGAUUUUCCAGGUGGAUCUGUUCACUAGACUCUAUAGCAUACCACGUAGCGGUAGCGAUGCAAACUGGUCAGGCAUCACUGUUGUCGAAGGUGAAAACUAGUCUAGGUGCGGAAAUAUUAAAACUAGUUCUUGUCUGUUC